AUGCUUAUUUCCCGUUCUGUUACCUCCAUUCUAUUCCUGGCCUUGGGGCUAUCUAGUCUGGUGACCGCAAACAAACCAGAAGACAAGACCAAGACAUGUAUUGUCAAAACCGGAGGAAAUGCGGCAGUCGAUGAUGCGCCAGCUAUAUACGACGCUUUUCAUGAAUGUGGACAAAACGGUCGUGUUGUAUUCUCCAAUACUACGUACUACAUUAACAGUGUGAUGAACACGAGUCAUUUACACAACUGUGAGAUUGAUAUCUACGGUACUUUGUUGUGGGGAACGAAUCUAACCUACUGGUUAAACAAUUCUCUCCCAGUCGGAUAUCAGAAUCAAUCAACGGCAUGGGUUCUAGGCGGGACCGAUAUCAAAGUUGACGGUCAUGGAUAUGGAACUUUGAACGGUAAUGGUGAUUCUUGGUAUGCUGCAUAUGGGGGUGUAUCCAACAAAGCUGGUCGUCCGCUUGCAUUGACGAUUGCGAACACGACAAACCUCGACUUCAGAGGGGUACAGUUUAUUCGUAGUCAGAUGUGGAGCAUGGCGAUUAUACGCACACACAAUGCUGUGUUUGAUUCGAUCUAUGUCAAUAAUACUUCCACUGCUGGGAAACGAUACGGCAAUAGCGACGGAGCAAACACCAUCUACAGCUCCCACAUAACCUUCAACAACUGGACGGUCGACAACGGCGACGACAGCAUAAGCCUAAAAGCAAACUCAACGGAUAUCUCCAUCACAAACAGUAAUUUCUACCAUGGCCUGGGCAUCGCAAUCGGGAGUAUUGGACAAUACAAAGGUGCCUUUGAGACGAUUCAACGCGCCCAUGCAAAGAACAAUUAUUUCUACAAGACUACGCAUGCGGCGUACUUUAAGACCUGGACUGGCGAGCAGGUUGGAUAUCCGCCUAACGGUGGCGGCGGUGGUCUGGGCUUCGCCUCCGACCUCGUCUUCGAAAACAUGACCCUCAAUUCCCUCUCCAACACACCCUUCACAAUCUCGCAAUGCACCACCUUCAGCGGCACAGCCGGAAACUGCUCAUCAUCCGAGUUUCAAAUCAAAGACAUAGUAUGGGCGUCAACGACAGGAACAACUAGCUCCGUCGAUGUGGCCAGUUUCCAGUGCAGUGCUGUCAAGCCAUGCACCAAUCUGACGAUUGAGGAUGUGAGUUUGACUACGGUUUCGACUGGCGAUGUGACGAGAAAACUCGGUAUCGUCACCGGCGGCUCGCGAGGAAUCGGCGAGGCAGUCGUUAGACGGCUAGCAGCCAAAGGCUGCAAUAUCCUGAUCGUCUACACAUCGAACUCAUCCAAAGACCUCACAAACAAAAUCUCAUCCGAACUCUCAACAACACACAAGGUCCACAUUUCCAGCGUACAAGCAGAUCUUACUGAUCCUGCCGGCGCAACCCCCAAAAUUGUUGAUGCCGCAAAAGAAUUAUACAAAUCAUACACUUCUGGUAGCGACAAAGAAUUGCAAGUCGAUAUCCUGAUCAACAAUGCUGGUGUUGGAUCCAACCAGUUCCUGAACGAUGCGACAAAAGGGCCGAUUGAUGCCGCGGAGUACAAUCGCGUGUACAAUGUCAACGUACUCGCACCGCUGCUACUAACGCAGGCUCUUGCCCCGUUCUUGCCGACGGAUCGCUCAGGCAGAAUUGUGAAUGUAUCCAGUGUCUCAUCCUCAAUCGGAUACGAAGGUCAAUCCGUCUACGCCGGCACAAAAGCAGCCCUGGAGGCAAUGACGCGUUGCUGGAGUCGCGAAUUGUACGGCAAGGCUACAGUCAAUGCGGUCAACCCUGGCCCCGCCUGGGGUGAUAUGUAUGCACAGGCAGGCGAGAAAUUUUGGAAAAUUAAUCAGCCUUAUGUCGAUGCUGCGCCUUUGGCUGCAUAUGAUGGGGAAGAGGAUAUGUUGAAGGCCGCCGGUGAUGAUGCGGAGAGGUUUGAUAAGACAGUUAGAGAAGGGAUGGGUGGUAGAAGGCCUGGAUUUACGAGUGAGAUUGCGGGAACGAUUGUUAUGUUGUGCACGGAGGAGAGUGGGUGGACUACUGGUAGUGUGGUCUGUGCGAAUGGUGGUAUGAAAAUGUCUAUUGCAUAG
Molecule: messenger RNA, 2088 nt
Organism: Talaromyces amestolkiae
Lineage: Eukaryota; Fungi; Ascomycota; Eurotiomycetes; Eurotiales; Trichocomaceae
Exons: 7
Coding region: 1-2088 (695 amino acids)
Biological process (GO): carbohydrate metabolic process
Molecular function (GO): oxidoreductase activity; polygalacturonase activity
Source: RefSeq, a predicted model, not a curated record